Saccharomycopsis crataegensis is the source of this 3951-nucleotide messenger RNA. It is a transcript of the gene CYK3, whose product is annotated as Cyk3p. The record is from RefSeq and is a predicted model, not a curated record. Gene Ontology annotation, biological process: mitotic division septum assembly. Gene Ontology annotation, cellular component: mitotic actomyosin contractile ring; cytoplasm. Gene Ontology annotation, molecular function: protein binding. Lineage: Eukaryota; Fungi; Ascomycota; Saccharomycetes; Ascoideales; Saccharomycopsidaceae. The coding region runs from base 1 to 3951 and encodes 1316 amino acids. The transcript has a single exon.
AUGGUCAACUUCUCAGAAUACGAAUUGCCUUGCAAAGUUAGAGCAGUGUAUUCUUGGGGUGGCGAACAAGACGAUGAUCUUGGGUUCAUCGAAGGAGAUAUCAUCGAAGUCGAUAGCUUUGGCGAUGGUAAUUGGUGGCAUGGUAAACUGAAAAGAAACAAAAUGACUGGUAACUUCCCGCUGAAUUUUGUCAAGAUCAUCGAUGAUCCCAAUGGCUCUAAAGCUGAUCUUUCUAUGAAGGCUAAUAAUAAUAAUAAUAAUAAUAAUAAUAUUAAUAAUACCAGCACCACCCCCACCACCAUCAUGAAACCUGUCGAAAGUCCUGGAAAUAACAAUAUUAACAAUGUGUCGAGAAAAAUGAAUGAUCUGCAUGCAAACAUCUCCACCAGUGUGGAUCAAGCAACAGCAGACACCAGCUUUAGAUCUACGAUGCUCCCCCAUCACUCGAUAUCGGUUCAUUCAUUCAAAGACCCCGACACCACCUUCGGUAAUCAUACCAUGAUGGAUCAAUCAAUGAAUAACCAAUCGUUCAACCAAUCAUUGUCGUUGUCCCCAGAAGAUAUCGAAAACCAAAUCCAACAACUUAGACAACUUCAACAGCUACAACAAUUGCAAACGGAAAUCCAAAAGAAAUCACAGCUUCAAAAUGACAUGAUGCAACGCAAAUCACAAAUCGCUCAUUCAUUGUCAACCCCUCAAAACUUGAACUUGUUAGUCAAUCAACUCAAUGAUUUCUACGCCAAUAAAUCCAAAGAGGCAUCGAUAUCCCAUGCCAAUCAUGCCGCUAGUCUUGUCAGUAAUUCCAAAGCUAAUUACCUUCCUCAUAGUCAAAGUGCCAUGAAUAUUGGUAGCUUAACUGCCGGUAAUAAUAAUAAUAAUAACUACAAUAAAAUUAAACCAGGAAUUCCUCACUCAAUGUCCAUGCCAUUCUCUCGUUUCAACCUCGAAUCAAAUAGAGAAUUCUCCAAUACUUCUACUUUGAAACCUCCUUCGGUGGUUCCUGAUAUGUUGAAUAUCGAUAAUGAUCUUCAAAUUGAAGCUUCUUCAGGAGAACACGAAGAAGAUGAAGAAGAAGAAGAAGAAGAAGAUCUACUACUACCACCUCCUCCACUUCCCCCUGCCCAUAGAGUCCCGAUCAAAUCGUAUAAUGAGCAUUCUGAACCAAACCCUGAACUUUUGCAUUACUUUAAUACCAGCUUGAAUUUCCUUGGUGAUGACGUACCUCAAACCAGUACCCCAGAUAAUAGCUACUUACACCCGGAUGCGGUAUCUAAACACGAUAAUAGAUUUUAUCAGAAUUUCCAGAACUCCAAUAACACCAGUUUUGUGAUUCCAUACGAUCCAGAUACUUUGAAUCAAUCGAAAUCCACCGUCAGCGAUUAUCAUAAUAAUAACCCUCAUCCUCAUCAUUAUAACAACAACACUUCACAACAACAACAACACCCAAACAUUGAUGAUAAUUCCAGCAUUAGUGGGGGUACUGGAACCCAUUUCAAUUCAAAUGAAAGUGUUUCAAGCUCGGUGUCAACGGCAAUCACCGAUUUCAGCGCCACCAGUGCCGGUAGUUACUAUCGUCACAAAAAUGUUAGAGGAGGAAAUAACAAUUUACCACCCCUUCCAUCUGAACUUUCCCAAUCAAAACAACAACAACACAAGCAACCCCAGCCAGCAGAACAUGAUAAUGAGUUAAGUCAAAGUUUCAUGAAGAGCAAGUACUUGCGCCGGGUGUCUGCCGAUGAUCAUUUCGACCUUCAAAACUCAAAGGGCGACGUCUCGAUCUUGAAUGAUGCCCCACCCGACCCUCAAGAAAUCAUCGCCGCGAUUAGUUCUGUCAAUGAUUUGCACGCCCAUGCCCAUAAUCCAUUGGACGUGAUUUUCGUUGAGGAUAAAAAAAAUAAGAAAUCGAAUUUUUUGAAAAAAUGGUUUUUAAAAGAUCAAGACCUUGGGAAAAUCAACCCGUUGAAUUCCGCCACCGGAUUGAUCGUCCCUAAUAAACCCUCGUCGGUCGCCAAUAUCUUGAACGAUAACCAUUUGCCCCAAACUUUGAAGAAUCAGAAUUUCGCCGAUUUGAGUAUCGGGAAUGCCGAUACCGAAGCCUCGUGGAUUGAAAACAAGGUUGAUUUGAAUCGUGCCACCAGUAUUUCUGCCAAAGAUUAUAAAGUGCGUCAAAAGCGGGCGCUUCAGCAUGAAAAGUACUUGAUUCUUGAGCCUCAAAGAUUGCUCACCGAGGCCAAUAGUAACGAAGUGGUGCCGAUUUCCAAGUAUGGUCCUCCACCACCACCACCACCGCCUGCCGGUAAUUCCCAUCGGUCGUUGAAUUUCGACGGUGAUUUCAAAAAUGUCGACGAGUUCAUCCGGAAUUUAAGGCAUUUGCCGUACAUUUCCCCGAAAACUUUUAUUUCCAAUGAAGUGGCGAUUAAGUAUUCCAGUGAACUUGAUAGAGUUCGCGCGUGUUACGUGUUCUGUACCGAGAAAAUCCAUUUGAUCGAGCUGAAUGAAGUCAUUGACGUUCGCAACUCGCCAGCCAAAUACAUCAACACCAUUUUCCAACAGAAAACCGCCACGGUGUAUCAAUUGGCCUGGUUGAUGAAAGUGUUCCUUGAUGAAUUACAAAUUCCAAACGAAUUGAUAAUCGGGUACUUCAAAAGACCCCACGAGGAAAACCUUAGUUUGACCACCAAUCAUGUGUGGAACAGUGUGUUGAUUGAUAAUGAAUGGCGAUUCUUGGAUUGUGCCCUCGGUAACGUUCAUUCAUUUUAUAAUUCGAUUUUGAAGAACAAUAUCAAUACCACCACCGACCACCCGGAAUCCCACAAAUCGUCGAGCUCGUCGACAUUUUCCGGUCAAUCGUUCGCCCAAACCUCGGCAUCAUCGAUUACCCCGUAUACCGCGGGGAUCUCCAAGAAGAAUAAUUGUGGUAAUAAUCUUGAUAAGUCGAUUUAUUUCUUGACCAAACCGCUUGAACUUAUCCAUACCCAUAUCCCGACAUUGAUUGAACAACAACAUGUUUCCCCACCGUUGGAUUCGAUGAUCGCCUUGUCAUUACCAUCUUGUUAUCCCCAAUUCUUCAAGACCGACCUCAAAAUCAAAAAGUUCAACAAUGCAUUGACCCGUCUCCAAGACCUUGAAGUGUUUGAAAUUGUUUUGGAAGUUCCUAAAAAUGUUGAGGUAUUCUGUUCGGUAAAACCAAUUGAUUCCAACCCUUCAGAGGUGGUGGUCACCAAGAAAAAAGGCGGGGCCAAUAACAACAACAAUAAUAAUAAUAAUAAUAAUAAUGCUGCCUCAAAAGAGGUUGGCAAUUAUCGUCAUUUAUGUGUGUCACAGAUCUUUUGGAAGAACAACGUUCGCUAUUGUCGUAUCAAGGCACUUCUCCCGGAAAAUUGCUCGAAAGGGUUCGUUGAGAUUUAUAGUGGGGCUAAAGGGCUUCAGAAAUCCCUUGCCAACGUCCAUCCAUUAUCAUUGACGAUUCCAUUGUAUCAUGUCCUUACUGGCGAUUUCCGUCAACCGGGACCACCGUCAUCAUCAUCACCAAAUGCCCUUAUGGCGAAUUCUUUGGAGAACAACAACAACAAGAAAAUAGUGUAUCGUGAACUUCAAUUUGUCACCCGUUACCCAACGAUCCAUUGUCAAAAACACGAUCUUUACGUGAAAGACCCGCAAAUCAAGAACUUGAACCCUGAUUUCUCGUACAUUUUCAAGAUCUUGCAACAUCCUAGUGCCGGGCUCACCAACGGGUCAGGGUUUCUUAAGACGAAGUUGGCGUUACAAAGCCCAACGGGGAGAAUCAUCAAGCUUAAAAAGAAAGAAGUGGCCAAUGAAGCACCAGGAGGAUCGGCCCAUGGAGCCUGGGAGGCGGCAGUGAAUUGUGAUGAAGUUGGGGUUUGGAAAGGGUUGGUGGUUACUGAUGGAGGGGUUGCAUGGUGUGUUUUUGCCGAGUGGGUUUGUCGAUAA